Molecule: messenger RNA, 780 nt
Organism: Protopolystoma xenopodis
Lineage: Eukaryota; Metazoa; Platyhelminthes; Monogenea; Polystomatidea; Polystomatidae
Source: the annotation of a GenBank genome assembly
AUGCUCAUAGGUCUCUCAGAUUUCCUGCCACAGGUCUCUUCCUCGAUCACUUGCUCCUCCACGGGACUAAAUCAUAGUGGUGUCAACUCUGUUCCAUUAAAAAAGCGCGAACGACCAUCUUGCUGUCUGUUAUCGGAGCCUGGGCAUUUUACAGCCGCUUUGGGCCAGGCCACUACUGCUCUCUCAGCUACUGGCCCUCCUACAAAGCAGGCUCGCCUUAUGUCUUCAACUGAAACUGUUGCUGCCACAGAUGACGCUGUCGCUUCUGGCCCUGCCUCGGUGAUCGGAAGGGUAGUCAAAGACGUGAGAAAUGAAGACGAUGAUGUAGGAGCAACAUAUUCAGGAAUAUCUUGCGUGGUUACCUCCCCUGCUUCCAGUAGUUCGCUCCAUGUCGACUCUCCUGGAGCACAAGUCAAUGCUGCUCGUCAGAACGAUCCCUUUAUUUCUGCUGCUAAAGUCGGAGAACGUAGUGAAGUUCUCGGAAAAUCACCCUCUUUGAUGACCUCUCAGCCUGUUAGCAACUUAUUAGACAAUGGGAUAAGUACCUGUAUGGCAACAGCUGAUAUCGGUAGUCUUGAUGACAAUGUGCCAGAAGGCCGGAUAACUCCAGUCUCUGGACCAUCUAAUGCAAUUUCUAUGAGUACGACCUCGAGUGAACCAGGCGCAGAAUCUCCCGGUGUUCUUCAAAUCGACUUGAGGGUGAGGGCUUAUGAUAGACAAAUCGAUUAUUUGAAUGAUGAAGACAAUGAGCGAAAUGAGCACCAUAGUAAAUUCUUUUGA